Molecule: messenger RNA, 1366 nt
Organism: Magnolia sinica
Lineage: Eukaryota; Viridiplantae; Streptophyta; Magnoliopsida; Magnoliales; Magnoliaceae
Product: NADPH-dependent aldo-keto reductase, chloroplastic-like
Exons: 7
Coding region: 46-993 (315 amino acids)
Cellular component (GO): cytosol
Molecular function (GO): aldose reductase (NADPH) activity
Source: RefSeq, a predicted model, not a curated record
UUGCUUUCUGUCUCUGCUACUGCUUGUUUGGUAUCAGAGAAGACAAUGUCGAACGGUAUUCGGUAUUUCGCGCUGAACACUGGAGCGAAAAUCCCAUCCGUUGGUUUGGGCACGUGGCAGUCUUCAAGUGGCGAAGUUGCCGAUGCGGUCAUCUCGGCCGUUAAGGCGGGCUAUAGGCAUAUUGAUUGUGCUCGAGCAUAUACCAACGAGAAGGAGGUUGGUUUGGCUUUGAAGCAACUCUUUGAAGAUGGGGUGGUGAAGCGUCAUGAUUUGUUUAUCACCUCAAAACUAUGGUGUAACGAUCUAGCACCGGAAGAUGUGCCUGUUGCAUUGGAAACAACCUUGCAAGAAUUGCAGCUCGACUAUGUUGAUCUCUACCUUAUCCAUUGGCCCAUCCGAACAUUUAAGGACAUUCCUGGCUUCCAGCCUGAAAGCUUUGCCCCACUCGACAUACCUAGCACAUGGAGAGCAAUGGAACAACUAUAUGAUUCUGGCAAGGCACGUGCCCUUGGUGUGAGCAACUUUUCCUCAAAGAAGCUGGGGGAUUUGUUGGCGGUCGCACGUGUACCUCCAGCUGUUGACCAGGUGGAAUGCCACCCUGGUUGGCAACAGGACCGGCUCCGUGAAUUCUGCAAAUCUACAGGAGUUCACCUAUCUGCUUAUUCGCCGUUGGGGUCCCCAGGCACGACAUGGAUGAACAGCGAUGUCCUUAAGAACCCAAUCUUGAACAUGGUCGCAGAGAAAUUGGGCAAGAGUCCUGCACAAGUCGCUCUCCGCUGGGGCCUCCAAAUGGGUCAGAGUGUACUGCCCAAAAGCACAAAAGAAGCGAGGAUAAAGGAAAAUUUCGAUGUAUUUGAUUGGUCUAUUCCUGAGGACUUGUUGGCGAAAUUCUCUGAAAUCCAACAGAGGAGACUAGUUAGAGGCCAAUUCAUCUGUCAUGAAACUCACAGCCCUUACAAAAGUGUUGAAGAAGUUUGGGAUGGUGAGAUCUGAGAAGCAGGCUUGUUGCAUGGUCGAGUUCUUGCAACCAUUCAUCAGAAAUUCAAAAUGGCCGAGUUCUUGCAACCAUACAUCAGAAAAUAUCUCCAUCGAUUUUUAUUUUUUAUUUUUACAUUACAAGUACUGAAUUUGUGUUUCUUUGAAAUCCAAUUAAAACCCAAAGUUUACCGUCUUUGGUUCCUUUAAUCUCCAAACUAAGGGGAAAUAUUUGGUAGGAAAGAAUACACCAUUGAUUGAUAAUGUGGUUGGGAAAUAUGAGAUUUGAGUGGUGGGGAUGAAAAGGUAGAAAUACAAGUAUUCUCCUUUCGGGCCAGCAUAUGGCCAUAACUAUGGGAGAUUUAAGAAAGUAAUCUUGUUAUUGAGGUCA